AUGAGAUCCGCCAACCGGUCCGGAUUUGUCGAAACCGUCUUGAGCGAAGCAAUUCCAAUGACAGGUCGCAUGAUCCACGGACGUAACUCCGCAGGCUCUCUAUGGGAGGCUUCUCAGGACUACGACGUCCAUGGAAGAUAUAUAAACUCAAUUGACCGGGGGAAACUCAACACAACUCUCCUGGAUGAGCUGGAGAAAGAGCCAAACGUCAAGAUAUUCUUUAAUCACAAACUCACGGGCGCCGAUUUCAAAAAUAAAAAAGCUUGGUUUGAGCGAAAGAACCCUGGAGAUACCCCCGGAUUUAGAUCUACAUCCAACGGUGAUGACAAGUCCAUUAACCUCACCCGUGCUCCAGAGCUGGAGGUGCCAUUUGAUCUACUGAUAGGCGCUGAUGGGGCCCACUCCGCUGCAAGAUAUCACCUCAUGAAAUAUACCCGCAUGGACUAUCAACAAGAAUAUAUCGACUGUUUAUGGUGCGAAUUCUCGAUUGCACCCUCCAAGAAUAACGACUUCCAAAUUUCUCCACACCACCUGCAUAUCUGGCCUGGUGGUGACUUUAUGUUUAUCGCGCUUCCGUCUCCGGAUAAAACAUUUGUUUGCACCCUAUUCGCUCCUGCCGAGCAUUUUGCAACUCUGGAAAGUGAUCCAAACAUCCUCCUCAAAUUCUUCCAGACCCAUUUCCCCGGCGUCUCUCCUGAGUUGAUUCCGCCUGAAGACCUUAUCAAGCAAUUUAACACGAAUCCUCACCUUCCAUUGAUCAGCCUCAAAUCUUCUCCUCAUCAUUAUGGCUCCAGUGCUGUCAUACUCGGCGAUGCCGCCCACGCUGUGGUCCCGUUCUAUGGACAGGGGCUUAAUGCAGGUCUCGAGGACGUUAGGGUUCUUUUUGAACAUCUAGAUAAACAGGGUGUAUAUUCUGCGUCUAAUGCAGAUAAUAGCCAACGAAUCGCAUCGCUUCGUGCGGAAGCCCUCGAUGCAUACUCCCUCCAGCGGAUUCCGGACGCCCAUGCCAUCAACCAUCUUUCUAGGGAAAAUUUCAUUGAAAUGAGAGCAGGUGUGAAAUCGCCGGUGUACCGGAUGAGGAAAGCUCUUGAGGAAGCGCUUUACAAGUACUUGCCUGGGCUUGGUUGGUCUACGCAAUAUGCUCGUGUUAGUUUCAGCAACGACCGCUACUCAGAGGUAGUGAAGGCCACGAAAAGACAAACAAAUGUCCUCAGCAAAGCCAUGCUUACAACGUUUGUUUCUUUGGUUGGCUUCUCCACCAUCGGCUUAUGGAAAUGGCCAUGGUCUAGAGAUAUUAUUACUAGAAUGCUACAUGCUACAACUCGAAUUGCCAAAGGUAUCGAGAGAUCCUUGGCCUAA
This is a messenger RNA of Trichophyton benhamiae CBS 112371, 1359 nucleotides long. RefSeq lists its product as uncharacterized. Gene Ontology annotation, biological process: NAD+ metabolic process. NCBI's taxonomy places the organism in Eukaryota, Fungi, Ascomycota, Eurotiomycetes, Onygenales, Arthrodermataceae. Bases 1 to 1359 code for a protein of 452 amino acids. Gene Ontology annotation, cellular component: mitochondrial outer membrane. Gene Ontology annotation, molecular function: NAD(P)H oxidase H2O2-forming activity; FAD binding; kynurenine 3-monooxygenase activity. The transcript is spliced from 2 exons. The record is from RefSeq and is a predicted model, not a curated record.